Messenger RNA from Grus americana (Whooping crane), 2597 nucleotides. RefSeq names its product DnaJ heat shock protein family (Hsp40) member C30 (gene DNAJC30). NCBI's taxonomy places the organism in Eukaryota, Metazoa, Chordata, Aves, Gruiformes, Gruidae. The record is from RefSeq and is a predicted model, not a curated record. Bases 1 to 633 code for a protein of 210 amino acids. The transcript is spliced from 2 exons.
AUGGAGCCGGCAGCGUUCGGCCGCUUGCGGCGCCUCUUGCCCGCCGCCCCGCGGGCCCCGCGGCCCGGCCUCCCGCUGGCGCCGUCCCGCGGUGGGCAGACGGGCGGCGUCGGAGCUCCGCGCCGCGACCUGUACGAGGUGCUGGGGGUCCCAGCCACGGCGACGGCGGCGCAGAUCAAGACGGCGUACUACGAGCAGUCGUUCCGCUACCACCCCGACCGCAACGCUGGCAGUACAGCCGCCGCCGCCCGCUUCGCCGCUGUUAGCGAGGCCUACCGGGUGCUGGGCAGCGCCGCCCUGCGCCGCAAGUACGACCGCGGCCUCCUCAGCUCUGAGGACCUGCGCGGCGCCCCCCAGCCCUCGGGCCGCCCGGCCGCCCCCGCCCCGCCGCCGCCCCGCGCCCCUGCUGCCUCCCGCCGCGGGUCCGUCCCGCCGCCCUUCGACUUCGACGCCUUCUAUCGGGCACACUACGGGGAGCAGCUGGAGCGGGAGCGGGUGCUGCGGGCACGGCGGGAGCAGCUGCGCCUCCGCCGGGAGGAGGCCAUGGCCCAGGGACGCUUCAAGCUCCUCUCUGACCUCUCGGUCGGGCUCAUCUUCUUCCUGGGCUUCGCUAUCCUCUAUGGCCUCAAGUGACAGCAGGGCUGGGCAACCACUGGGGCACCCGCUCAGCUCCACUGCUGUGGCGGGACAGUGUCACCAGUGGGCAUGGCAGCUGGCUGGGGGAUGCCCACACAGUUGGCAGACACUGUGCACGGGGUCUGCUCCUCAGGCUGUGACGUUUCGUCUGCUGGUGUGACGUUCGGACAUGGUACGUGACCAGCAGGCACCAUGCGCGGGCUCUGCUCUUCAGGCAGUGUGAUCUUCAGACAUGGUGCACAACCAGCAGGUUCUGUGUGUGGGUUCUGCUCUGUGCGCUGUGACCUGAUCUCUCUGUUGGCGUGACCUUCAGACACAGAGUGCAACUGGCAGACACAGUACACAUCUGUGAUGUGACCUGCAGACAGCGUGUGACCACUGGAUACCGCGUGCAGGCUCUGCUCUGCAGGCUGCGAUGUGCCCCUGCUGCCAGCGUGACCUUGCAGACAUGAUGUAGAGGCUCAACACGCUGCGUUGUUCCCCCUCUGUCAAUAUGAGCUGCAGACGCAGUGCCUGACAGGGCUUGCCUUGCCGUGUGGUGAGUAUGGAAAUCUUGGCUUCAGCACCCUGGAAGAAUGAAACCUGGGCCCAUGGCAGUUCGUCCUGGUCAGCAUGCAACAUUGCCUGGAGGUGCUGCCCAAAACACUUCUGUGUUCGGAACAGCCUGUCCUGUCUAGGGCUUGCCAGGAACUUUGCACAACACCAUCCUGCACAGGCCUUCGUGGCUGGGAGUGGUACGCUUCAGAGCACUGAGUGGCAUUACUUGUGUUUUGUGUCUAUCUAAGCAUCAUUUGCACAUAAGAGUAUUUGCCUAUUUAAGUAUUGAAGUGUUUUAAGAACUUGUGUUUCCUUGUGUCUCUCAGAGCUUCUGUCUUUCCUUGGGUGAAGGUUUCACCUGUGCUAUGCUGGUACUACAUGGAGUGAGCAAAGCUUCACGGUAUUGAACUCUGUGCCAAAGACUUCAUCUGCAUUACUUUGCACUGGAUUUGCUGGGCCUGGCUGGCAGUGGUCUGUGCAGGAGCCAAGCCCUUGCCUCUCACUGCAGUGACCCUAGGUUGUGUUUUCUCCCAACACAAAUAUCUUAAAAGUAAAUGCCCUGUGUUUUCCAGCUGCGGAGUUCAGUGCUGCUGAACUGAGCCUGAUGCAGUAGCAUGGCAGGGAGUGUAAAGUCUACUGGUACAGGGUAUAUGCUGUACAGGAGAUCUUUCUGCCUUUUCUGGUAAGCAUUGUACCGCUGCCAGCUGCAGACUCCGGACUGCUGUGUGUUCGGAGCAAAUUCAGCCCAGGGGCAGAUCUUUCCAGGAUCCUCUCUGGUUGUCAGUCCAUCCGUCUGUGUGGGAUUAUAGUCUUGAAAUGUCAGCAUGUGAAGAGCAGGAUCCUGGCAUUCAAGGGUAUUGGUUACAGAGUGAAAGUCUCUGGAGUUGUGGCUCUGUGUCACACACUGAUGCAUUUUCAUGCUGGAAUGGGAAGCGGUGGGUACUAGGGAGCAUCUCUGUAGUUCCUGGUGUCAUGGCUUGCAGGUUGUUAAGGCAGCCCUGCCAAACAUGAGGUGUCCUCUGGAUUGAUCUUUCUUAAAUCUAUGUGGUGCUGAGACCUGGGGCUGUGGGCUGUUCCCGCAGGCAGGCUCCAUACCCACCCCUGAGCCAGCUUUGUGGCAGAGAUAGAGUCUGGUUCAGUGCAGUGUGGAGCAGGAGGAACUGAGCCUAGCUGGUGUGCUGCCUGCAUUGCUCUGCUCCCUAACACUGGGACAGGGAAGAGCUGCUCCGGUAAGCCGGCUGGGCUGACUCUCCUGCUCUGUGUCUGGUGCUUGUGUCUGAAAUUGGGGGGUGAAGUGCCCAGGCACCAAAACUGAGCUAAUCCAUGUGCCUUUCAAUGGAUGGUUUGGGCAGUUUGUAUUACUGGUUCGUUCUUCCUCAGGUCUCCAUGAUGUAUCUUGAACAUUAAAGAUAUCCAGCCAUAAA